AUGGCUGAUAGUGCUAGCGAAAGUGAUUCGUCAUCUAUCGAUGGCGGUCCCAUCAUGAUGCCCCCGUCGCCUAUUACUAGGGAACAAAUGCAAAAACGAAUCGAUUCUUUACAACAGCAAAAUCGUGUACUUAAAGUAGAGUUGGAAACUUACAAGUUGAAAAUGAAAGCUAUGGAUGAAGAAUGCAAACGACUACGAGAAACAUCGGUCUAUAUUCAAGUAAGAGCUGAGCAAGAAGAAGAAUUUAUAAGUAACACUCUUUUAAAAAAAAUUCAAGCUUUAAAAAAAGAAAAAGAAACUUUAGCCCAUCAUUAUGAACAAGAAGAAGAAUGUUUGACCAAUGAUUUAUCACGAAAACUAACUCAGUUACGCCAAGAAAAAUGUAAGUUAGAACAAACUUUAGAACAGGAACAAGAAUGUUUAGUUAAUCGUCUCAUGCGUAAAAUUGAAAAACUAGAAGCUGAAACUCUUACAAAACAAACUACAUUAGAACAGUUACGACGUGAGAAAGUUGAUUUAGAAAAUACAUUAGAACAAGAACAAGAAGCUUUAGUAAAUAAAUUAUGGAAACGUAUGGAUAAAUUAGAAGCUGAAAAGAGGCAACUACAAAUCAAACUAGAUCAGCCUGUUUCUGAUCCAGUAUUACCUAGAGAUCAAGUAGGGCCAAAUAAGGGUGAAAUGGCUACAAAUAUAAGUGCCCACUUACAACAUUUACGUGGAGAAGUUACCAGAUUAAGACAUCAACUUGAUGUCUCUAAAAAAGAAAAUUCCAAGAAAAUGGAAAAAAUGGCCAAAGAAGAGCGCCAAGUGCGUGAAGAUAAUUUGCGAUUACAAAGGAAGUUACAGCUUGAAGUAGAAAGACGAACAGCAUUGUGUCGUCACUUAUCAGAAUCUGAGAGUAGUUUAGAAAUGGAAGAAGAGCGUCAGUAUAAUGAAAUGGCUUCUAAUCGAUGCCGAACAUCAUCAAGUCCACUUCCAUUUCCACCUUCUCCAUGUCAAUCUAGGCCCCUUAGUCCUGGUUCUACUGUUGGAACUCCAGGAGUGUUUCGUGGCGAAAUAGGUGUAUUAGGCUAUGCUAGCAUGAAUCGAUGUUAUGUUUGCGGCCAGACAGUACCACCAAAUCUCGUCAUAGGAGCACCAUCAACACCUUUAUGUCCUACUACUCAAGUGAUAAAUCAAUCUCGAACCCUAUCGUUAGGUCGUCCAGUCAGUGAACGUUUUAUUAAGCCCAUUGUGCCACUGUCAUCUAAUCUAAAUAAUAGUGGUGGUAUUCCUGGAUCACAAAUUCCUUCUCCCAAUCCAACUCCAUCAUCUACUUCACCAGCAACAGUGAUGGAUUCAGCCAAGUACUAGUUUAGUCUUAACUUAUUAUCAUCAAUAAAAAAACACACACAUUUAUGUUUGUAUGUUUGUGUAUUUUUUUCAGUUCAUAAUUAUUAAGUUUGUUAUUUUGCGCAAUAUAUUAUUUUAAAUAAGAAUGAUUAUUGUUUCGUAAGACAUAAUGUAUUCCUCAUAAAAUUUUUCUAAAAAUAAAAUUGUGUCUAUUAAACCUAUAAAGUUAAAACUAAUAAUUAAGUAGGUAUGGAUUGAACCCUUGUAAUAAGGUUCUGCAUCAUGGUGCCUAUUUUGCAUGCAAUGCCAUUGUAAUUUAUUUAAUUUAAUUUAUUAUUUGUAAAUGUUAUAAUUUUUGAUUGGGUAUUAUUUUAUAUGAAGUCAACCUAGAUCGAUGUGAUUUGCUGCUAAUUAUAUCUAAGCUAAUAUUUUGUUUAAAGCAAUACAGUUGAGUGUUAAUUUU
This is a messenger RNA of Sipha flava (yellow sugarcane aphid), 1795 nucleotides long. Its product is annotated as coiled-coil domain-containing protein 6. NCBI's taxonomy places the organism in Eukaryota, Metazoa, Arthropoda, Insecta, Hemiptera, Aphididae. Bases 1 to 1353 code for a protein of 450 amino acids. The transcript has 7 exons. The record is from RefSeq and is a predicted model, not a curated record.